GAACAGAAUCCAUUCCAGAAGUCCGUUCGAAUUAAAAAAUGUUCGGAAACCAAAGUGCAGCUUCGGAUUGGCUGCAGGAAGCUCCUGCAACCAAUCAGAAGCUGCAGAAGCCCCGUCGGAUAUUUGGGUUCCAAAGAACGUUCACAAACCAGAACACUCACUUCUGGCUUUGCGGUGUUCGGGAGCCAAGACGUCUGAGUACGAAGGCGUUCGGGAUCCAAGGUACUUGAAAAAGGAAGUUUACUGAGCUGCUGGUAGGCUGCUUAUACAGUAGAACAGCUCAGGAGUUAUGAGUGCAGCCUUGGAAGAGUCUCCCCUUUUACACGGUUUCCCCUGCCACUUGAGAAUGCGAUAACACAGCAGGCUGGUUAGGUCAUUCAAAAUUUGGCAGCAUAAAUUUUCCUGUAGGUUGUAUGGGGUGACUUGUUCCCCUGCAGAAAAUUAUUUUAUUUACUCCUUUGGAGUAUUUGGUACCAACCCAAAAGGGUUAUCAGAGUGGCUUUCAUAUGAUUAAAACAAGACAGUCCCCACCUGCAAGAUUACAAUCUAGAGAAACAUGAUACACAAGGAAAAAGGGAAAGCGAGGGGAGGGGGGGGAUCAAAAUUAAGGCACUGAUUUUUAAACCGUUCUUCCUGUAUUUAAUUAAUUUUUAUUCAUUUAAUUUGUAUCCGGCCCUAUACCUGCAGGUCUCACGGACCAGCCUGCACAAUUCAGGGGCAAGAGGUGCUUGAUGGAGCCUUCAAGGAACUGUUUGUGGUUGUGUUUAUGUUUAAUAGCAGCACGGUAUUAUCAUUAUCUGAAGGGGAACUUGUGACUACUUUUCCUCACCCUGACGAUCUAAAUAAGGAUAAGGAACUUUUAGAGUUUACGCUCAACGAGCUUAUAGCUUAGUGGUUACUUUUGAAAAGCACAACACUCUAGGGCUCAUCCGCACCUCUGCUUGUUCUACCAUUUCCCCAGGGGAAACCUGUGGAUUACAGCUGAAUUGGACCAAACAGCAAUUGAGUUCUCCAUGGAUGGCUUUUUCUUGCAAUUCGGUGGUAAAGAAUGUGUUUUCCAGGGGAAAGCUGCAAGGCAUGUGCAAAAUCACUUGGACCCACAUCUAGAAGCAAGGGACAAGCAGGAAAGCACAGGACAGCUGGAGCUGUGCAGCAGCCCUUUGUUUCAAACAAACACUUUGCAGAGAUAUUUAGGGUUAUUCUUAACUUGUCACUGGAUGGUUAAAUUGUUUCUAGCAUGACUAUUGACUUGUACUACCCAAAUAAACACUCCCAUACCCUUCUAGAAUCCUAACCCUUCUGUCAGGGAAUCAAAAUUGGUGUGUCCUGCCUAGGCUAACCCCACUCAAAUUGUUCAGUCUUGUCUACCCACAGACAAUCCCUAAUUCUAACUGAGACCCAGUUUCAGAACAAACCUAUGGCACAUCUAUGGAACAAGGAGAAAAGGUAUUGGACCUGGGAGGAUUAGCCAUAGACCCCUUCUGUCCAACUAGGCCAAAAGUCCCUAUCUGACUAUUAAACUGCCGGCAUCAAACUGUCACUCUCACUCACCUGACUAAUGGUCUCACCAACUCUUACUAGUAGCUGGGUCACCAGGAAGCAGACCCAUGACCUGUCCUUCACAGAGGGCUUCCUUAUUUAACAGGCCAUGCUUUUAUUAUGAUGGGGUAUGUGAAUGAAUAUAUAGGAUGUGUAGAUUGAAAGGGCUCAGGGAGUAUCCAGGAGACAGGUUAAUACAGGGGUAGGAGAAACAAGCUCAUCGUGCACAGAGGCGUAUUGUAUACAGUGGUGCCUCGCAAGACGAAAUUAAUCCGUUCCGCGAGUGUCUUCGUCUAGCGGUUUUUUCGUCUUGCGAAGCAACCCUAUUAGCGCUUAGCGGAUUAGCGCUAUUAGCGGUUUAGCGGCUAUUAAAGGCUUAUCGGCUUAGCGGAUUAGCUGCUAAAAGGCUAUUAAAGGCUUAGCGGCUUAGAAAAAGGGGGGGGAGCGAAAAAAAAUCUCAAGACUCGCAAGACAUUUUCAUCUUGCGAAGCAAGCCCAUAGGGAAAUUCGUCCUGCGAAGCAACUCAAAAACGGAAAACCCUUUCGUCUAGCGGGUUUUCCGUCUUGCGAGGCAUUCGUCUUGCGGGGCACCACUGUACCUUCAAAAAUAUCUGUCAGUGAGGGUCUGGGCUACCCUCUGCCCCCCUGCCCUGCUUCACCACAGCCACUUUUAGACAUCCUGUUGAUUGAACAUUCAUCCAGAUUUGUUUGCGCAGAGAUCAGACAAUGUUGUCUAUUCAAUUAGCAUUUACCCUGAUAGGUUUGCUGGGAUGUUGGCUGAUGGUUUACUAAGGAUGCUGAGAAGUGGCUACAGUUCUCAGCAUCCACCACUCCAGUUCCCAGAAUUCUCUGAGGGAAGCUCUGAGAAUUCAAGUGGUAUCAUAGGGCUUUAAAUGCAUGGUGUGAAUGUGACUGGCCUUGUUGCUUUUCGUAGAAAGGUGCUACAAAGGUUUGUUCAUAUUUGGUUUUGAGGCAGAAGAAUCCCACCCUGUCCUGAGGGAAUAAUGCUCUGCAGCCACUUAUUCACUUCAUCUACUCCAAUCCACUCUGGCAAAAGAGGAAAAUUGGAUACUUACUGUUAAUUUCAGUUUGAAGAGUGGACUGGAGAACAUUAACCCACCUCAUUUUUUUCCUCUGCUUUCUCUUAGACUUAGAGUGGCUUAAUAUGUUUUUGUUCUCUUGGUUUGAAUAAAAAUGUAACUACUGUUAUGUAAUUUCCAAAUGCUAGCUUUGUCUGUUCAUAGAAUCAUUUAAUUGUAGAGCUGGAAGGGAUCCCGUGGGGUCAUCUAGUCCAACCCCCUGCAAUGCAGGAAUCUCAGCUAAAGCUUCCAUGACAGGUGGCCCUCCAACCUCUGCUUAAAAACCUCCAAGAAGGAGAGUCCACCACCUCUUGUGGGAGUCUGUUUCAUGGCCAACAGCUUUAACAUUCAGAAAGUUCUUCCUGAUGUUUUGUCAGAAUCUCCUUCCUUGUUUCUUGACUCCAUGUGUCCUCCUUUUGAGCCCUUAAGUACUUUAAGUUUUUAACUUUGAAAACUGUUUUCUUAGUAGCCAUGACUUCUGCUCAUAGGUAUUCAGAGUCGAGGGCCUUGUCCUCUGAUCUUCAACUCAUUGUUUUCCCACCAGGAUAAAGUUGUGUUCUUCCCAACCCCUUCUUUUUCAUGCCCAAAAUUAAUUCAGUUUUUCAUAGAGCCCAAGACCAGGUGCUUUCUUUCUUUCUUUCUUUCUUUCUUUCUUUCUUUCUUUCUUUCUUUCUUUCUUUGUUUCUUUCUUAGUCCCUUAUGCAGUCGAGGAUGUAGAUGGUAUUCCCUAGAUGUAAGACAUGCCCUACUCUUUUUUUCUUUUUUUUUAAGCAGAGCACUAGAGUUCUGCAAGGUAGGGUCCCUGUAUGUCUUACUUAGGUCCAUUUAAGGAGAAAAGGGUGUCUUCAUCCUCUGUUUUCUAGAUGGCUUGAAUUCUGUAUCACUCAGGCAUAUGGGACACUGGGGAAGGAUGCUUCUAGGGGAUCUACCACUCAUUCUUUAAGGGGAGUGGCAAUAACAACUGCUUUUAAGAGCAUUUAUUCUGGGUACUUUGAAGGAAAAGACUUUUGUAUCUGAUUGAGUGGGAACUGACUUGGGGGGUGGUUGGAAUAGAAACACCAGUUUGGGUAGGAUCAUAAUUUUUACUGUUGCUAAUCUGUCAGGGAGGGUAAAAUGAGUUUUGCUCCAUUUUUUUUUUCUAAUUUUGAAGAAUUGUCCGCCAUACAAGCAGGACGGUGUUUUGAAUAAAGGCUUAUUGUUAUAAUUAAUCUAAGCUUUGUGUGACAGAAUCGAAUGUCUAUAAGUUAUGUGAAAUUUUUUUUUGAAUUUUUUUAAUUUAUUUUUUUGGAGAUUGGUGGUAAAAUAGUGUUGACUAGCAUGGACAUAAAGAUUUUAUAAUCCUGAUUAAUCAGAUAGAUUGGCCAGAAAGAUUCUACCUUCUGUUGGUGUUUAAAUAGUUUUGGAAUAGGUACAGUUGUGGAGUUGUACCAUGUUUUGGAGAGGAGGGGCUCCUCUCGCUAAGUCAAUAAAUAGGUGGACAAUAUAUGUUAAUAACAUUUCUUCAAAAUUGUUUAUAAAACUCAGAAGUGAGCAGAGAUUUAUGUGGUUUCAAUGUUUUAAGAACAUUGUCAAUUUCUUCUAGGGAGAUGGGGCUAUCUUAAAAGGUUUUCUCAUCAUGAGUUGUUGAUGGUAUGGCUAAAUUGAGGGUAUCUUUUUUUAUUUGGAGAUUGCGAAGCAAAUUCUGAGCAGAUGUCUUAAGGAGAGACAUCUUCUCAGAAUGUGAUUUGUGCCAUUGCUUUUUACAUCUGUUUGCCAAAAGUAUAGAGUUUUGACCUCUAAAAGCGUUUUCAUGUAUAAGAGGUUGACUAGUGUUAUUAAUUUCUAAAGAGUCUAUUUCUCGCCUCCUAUUAGUUCUCCCAGCUUUCUAUCUUGUGGCAGGAAGAAUUGAGUGAUGUCUUUUAUUUUCAGCUUUCCUGCAUCCUUUUGCAUUCCACUCUACUUUCUUCAAGGUUUGGGCUUUUUUAGACAGUGGGGGCUUUUGCUCCAAGCUGUUUUUCUGGGCCUUCAAACAGAACUUAGAGUUUAAGCCAGGGACAAAACUAGGCUUUCUUUCACCAGAGUCAAAGACUCAGUCUGUCACACACACAUUUGCAUACACGCACCCCCCCCAACACAUUUGUUUUUAAAGGGCGUAAAAAAGUAGGCAACCUUAAGUAUAUUUUCUCAGAGAGUAGUUGAUCAUUUGAGGAAUCCUAAGAAGUAUUAUGACUGUAUGACCAAAGGGCAAAUGAGCAUCCUUUCCAGUAAAAGUAAAUUGUUUGUCAAAAGUAGAGCUUCCAUGUGCAGCAAUCGUCUAUCUGAAUAAGUCUUAUUGAACUCAGUGGGACUUACCGUACUUCUGAUUAAAAAAUGCUUAUGGUUGCAGUAUAAGACUGCACAAUCUUUACACAGUUGCCUCCAUUGAAUUCAGUGGGACUUACUUUGAGUAGACAUGUACAGUGGUACCUUGGUUCUCAAAUUUAAUCCGUUCUGGAAGUCCGUUCCAAAACCAAAGUGUUCCAAAACCAAGGCGCACUUUCCCAUAGAAAGUAAUACAAAAUGGAUUAAUCCAUUCCUGACUUUUAAAAACAACCCCUAAAACAGCAAUUUAACAUGAAUUUUACUAUCUAACGAGACCAUUGAUCCAUAAAAUGAAAGCAAUAAUCAAUGUACAGUGGUACUUCCGGUUACAAACUUAAUUUGUUCCGGAGGUCUGUUCUUAACCCGAAACCGUUCAUAACCUGAGUCGCGCUUUCGCUAAUGGCGCCUCCCGCUGCUGCCAUGCUGCCGGCGCGCAACUUCUGCUCACAUCCCGCGGCAAAGUUCGCAAACAGGAGCAUCUUCCGGAUUAGCAGAGUUCGUUACCCGAAGUGUUCAUAAGGAGGACGGUACGUAACCCGAGGUUCCACUGUACUGUACUAUAAAAUAAAUAAGACAGUAUUGUAGAUGAUAAAAAAAUUAAAUUUUUUUUUUCUUAGCUGCACUGAUGAUAGUCACUGUUUGAAUGGGGGCUUUUAUCCAUUUCCGCAGUCACACAAUCAAUCAAUCAAUCAAUCAAUCAGUAGCUAAACUGGGUUCUACACAGUCACAAAAACAAAUUAAACAAAAAGGCCUCAAAAAACAAAAAUGCAAAAUAAAUAGCAAAAACAAAAGCACCAAACCUAAUCUGUUCAAGAAGCCCAUUUGACUUCCGAAAUGUUCAAAAACCAAGGCACAGCUUCUGAUUGGUGCAGGUGCCCUGGAAACAAAGCCGACAGCCACAUCGGAUGUUUGGCUUCCAAAAAUUGUUUGAAAACCGGAACACUUACUUCCAGGUUUUCGGUGUUUGAGAAUCAAGGCGUUUGAGAACCAAGAUACCACUGUAAAGGGUUGCAGUUUAAGAAUCUAAGGAAUAAAAUAAAAGAAUAAAGAAUAGAAGCAUCACAUUUCUUUCAUUGCAAGUAUUUUAUCUGCAGUAUAAACAAAUCUCAGUUUUUAUAGCUGAUUGUAUGCCCUCUUUAUGUAUUCACAUGGUGUAAACAUGUAUGUUGUCCUCUAGAUCCUAACACACAGAGAGAAAUUAGAACAGCUGUAUUAGAAGCAAGCAAUACUCCAAAGUGCUUGUGGACUUGCCAUUUAAUCAUAACAAAAGAUCCUGUUUCAAAAAAAGGACAGAAGGUGGUGGAGGCUUCACCCGGGGCAAAAAACAACAACAGCUAGCCCCCCCCCCCACCUCCACCAGCUACAGCUCUGUUUAAGCAGCCAUCUUCUUCCUUCAGGCCCCCACCCCUCAUCUAUAAUAAUAUAUACUAUAUAUACCACCCUGGAAACUAAUAUAGUCUUAUGAUAAUUAGCUCAUUCAGCUUUCCAGGCUGUAUCAAAAACCUAAGGAAAAAAAGCCACAGUUAGUGGUACAAAGUAAGGAAAAAAUUUCCUUACAGGGGAAAAGGGGACCUGCCAAGAUGAUUGGGGCAAAGCAGAACUGGAGGGUGGGAUGGCUCCUGCCCCCAGAUGCGGAGACAGAAGACUUGAAAGGCUCUGCCUAGCCAUUUCAGCAGGAUGAGUCAUCCUAUUCACUGAAUGUCCUUCAGUCGAUUCUGGCAAAAUUGAAUUAUUGGAAGAGUUACUAUUUUUGUUGCCGCUGUCCUAUCUAACAUAGUCGAAAUUCAUGCCAUCUCUUGAAAUAAUGAGUAAUGGACUUUUAACACCUGAGUGUAAUUACCUAAAAAAAAUAGCUUAUUAAGUUUUCCGGUGCUGUUUUUCUAGAAAAAAAGAGGUGCCGGAACUCAGCACAAACCCUUUUUCUCUUAAAAUUUCAGUGGUGCCAACCUGAAAGCGGCCAGAACUGCGUUCCGGCUGAAAAAAGACUGGAAGGGAAUAGUAUGAUCAUGCCACUGAUCUCCCUUUCGCACAGACAUCAUGCCUUACCUAUAAAAGAAAGGAAGAGAAAGCUAUAACAACAUUUCACUUUAUGAACAUUAUAAUAUAACUUGCAUGUCUGUAAAAUCAAAAGAAAUAUGACACAUAUGGAGUUUCAGUAUUUAAUCUAUUAGUGUGCUGCAGGUGUCUGGUUGUGAGUUUUAUCCUGUUAUGGUGAUGGUGGUGAUGAUUAGGGGUUGCUUUUAAUGUUCUCAUAUAUAUUUUUAAUUAAGAGAGGGUACCAUAGUGGGGGUGGGGAGCACACUGAAUAAACCUCCAGCUCUCCGCACAAAAAGGAGAUUACAAGGAACACGUUGUGUGCCAUCUCAGAGAAAUGAAAUGAGUUAUCACAAGCAUAAGCAGGUGGCACGCAACCGUGGAGAAAAACAAUGGCAAGACACACAACCCAUCCGCCAAGGACGCUUGCCCAUCGUUUAUGGGAGGUGUGCGAAACUAACUCCCAUUGAUUCAUGCCCAUGAGCCGGGGCAGAAGGGGGAUCAAAUACCACCCGGCUUUCAGGAAGCGGACUGUUGCUUGGAUUAAUGAGAUCAAGAGAUUAUAACUCUAAUAAUAAUCAACAUCACUAAGUGGGGGUGGGGGGAAACAGCCUUGCAAAGCCUGACACUGACUGAAGCUAGAUAAGUAAUUAAAGCUUGGCUUGAGCAGAUUUAAGGAUAUUUGAAUCUGAUUUUUCCACGUCCUUAAGGACACGUCAGUGCUAGAGGACUGGUCCUUGUUUUCCGUAAUCCACACCUCCGCUGUCUGAUUUUCAAGAUCUUCAGAUUUCAAUUCAUCCUCACUCCGCAGGACUGAGAGGUCAAGCGGAAUGAGGGUACGUAUGAGUUACUUCUGAGCAAGAGACAGCAGAGUGCAUGAUCCAACCCAUUAUAACCAAUAGUCAAAAGGGGAAGCCUCAAUGAUAGGGGGUCUUGGCCUCACACAAGUUCUCCAUGGCCAGAACUAAAUAUCUCCCACUUUUAAAAGUGUUGCUGCAGAGAUUCUGUAGGACUGUAAAGGGAAAUUCCUUGUAAGUAAUUUUUUUUUUUUUAAAGCAGACUCUGUGUAAGAAAUCUUCCUUAGUAAGGUGGUAGGUAAAACAAACAACCACAUCCUGGGGUUUGGCAGAAUGCCGUAUGCUUGCUCAAAGUCACAUAGGAUGUUCCCCCAUUUGGGGAACAGCUUAGACCACCAAGCGAUCUCAUGUCCUGCCCCUCAAGAUCUCAUCACCUCGCUGCCCAGCAGUGUCUUUCCCUGAGCUGAAAGAGUUAGUUAUGGAAGUAGUGUUGAGGAUGCCCAGACUGCUGGUUCUGCGGGACUUCAUCAUGUUUUGUCUUCUUCUGGCAAUGUUAAAGAAUGUGGGUUGUAUUCAACUAAGUCUCACUCAGAGGCAGAUCCACUGUAUUGCCCAUAAACUUCAAUUGGCCUAUUCUGAAUAGGACUACCAUGUGUCACAAAGAAUAAAAAUGCAAUCCUUUUCCCCAAUACUGGAGUGCUGUACUCACAGAAACCCUCACCACCAGUCAUGCCGGUGAUUUUAACAAUAAAAUCCACAAAUAGAUUGUAUUGUAUGUAAGGGCUAAACCUGAUGAGAAGAGGAAGAAAGGAGCACAAAAUCAAAUUGUUGUUUUUUUUUUGGGGGGGGGUGUUUUGCCUACUGAAGCAAUUUUGUGCUGGUUCCCACAGCACUUUUUAUCAAUACAGUGGUACCUCGACUUUUGGAUGUAAUCCGUUCUGGAAGACUGUUUCGAGUUCCGAAAUGUUUGAAAACUGAAAACUCGAUACAGAAGGCUCAAUAUGGAAAACUCAGUAUAGAAGGUGUGUGGCAUGUUCAACUUCCAAGGCAUGUUCAAAAACUGAAGCAUUUACUUCCGGGUUUACGGCGUUCGAAAACCGAAAUGUUCGUCAACAUUUGAAAUGUUCAUUAACGUUUGAAAACCGAGGUACCACUGUAUAUGCAACUCAUUUUUACCCCCCACCCACCCAAGGCGCAUGGGAAGACUAUAUCUAUUUUGCUGCUCCCCAAAAAAUGAUUCUAAUACAGUGUAGUUUUGCUUUAGAUGGAACAUAACAUUAAUUGAUGCUCAUAAGUAUUCAGAUGUCUAUUAACUUAGCAGCAUAAACAGUUGCCUUUUAUUGAGUCUGUUCACUAGUCCAUCUAGUUUAGUAUUGUCUACACUGACUGGCAGCAGCUCUCCAGGGUUUCAGGCAAGGGUCUCUCCUGGCCUUAUUUGGAGAUACUACUGGGGAUUGAACCCGGGACCUUCUGCAUGCAAAGCAGGUGCUCUGCCACUGAGCUACACUCAUCCCCAGGAAGCCAUUCGUUCUGAGACCAAGACGACCAGAAAUUUCAAAAAAAUUGGAGUAAGUUUUGGAAAUAUAUUGGAACGGAUAUAUAGGAGGAACUGGCGGUAAUAGAAAAACUUUAUCAGCUAAUAACUAUAAACCUUAAUAAACUAAUUACGCAACCCGGGAUUUAUUUGAUACUUACCAAAAGGGUGAAGGGAAGUUAAAGGCUAAGGAGAGCCUAACGGUUAUAUUAUUAUUUUUUGUAUGAACGUAUGCUUUCUUUUUGUAUAGUAUGAAAAUAGGAUGAAUAAUUUAUGUUAAAAUGUUUAUUUUUGUAUUUGUUAGUUCUUUCUUCUUUUCUUUAUACAAAUUCUGAAUAAAAAUUUACUUGCAAAAAAAAAAGGAAGCCAUUCGUUCUUAGAUGAGGAGACCCCGCCAGGCUACUUUAAGCAGAAUCAUGUUUUACAGCAGGAGUUGGGGUGGGGGACCUUAAGGAAGGGGGCCAAAUGCAGCCCUCCAGGCCUCACUAAUCUAGUCAUCAAAGCUUGUCUUAAUCCUCACUGGCCCUGUGACGCAUUACAGGUGUCUUAUCGUUGCUGAAAUAUCACCUUGAACUUUUAUAAUGCCUCUUGUUUAUCCAGACAGAGGAAAGCCGAUAUGUGUGAGUGGGUGUAAAAACUAGACAGCUAAACCCAGGUAAAACCCACUGUUGCUUUCUGAUCUACCAGCAUGUGGCCCUCAGGAAGUCGCCCAGAAGUCCUUGAGCUGGAAGGGCUCUAAUCCCUGUUUUAGAGUUGCUCCCACACUCUGCAAGGUGUUCCCAUUGCCCAGCUGCUCUAUGGACAAGAUUGCUCUUCCCCUUGCUCCCUGGUGCUAGCUUCCAUCCUGAUAGCUGAUGGCAAAAAUCCACCUCUUAAAUGUAUAAGAAAUGUUUGGUGUGACUCCCCUCUUCCACCUUCUCCCUGUGUUUUUUUUUUGUUUUUUAACUUUUCUACUAAAUUGCAUAUUCUAUCUCCCCCCGCCCCUGAUUAUAUGUAACACUCAGGCCCAGAUGAGACAGUUUAUGUAUGAUUUUUCUUCUUCUUCUUCAGUGACAGUGUGAAUCACGAGAGCUAUAUACAGUGGGAGGGGUGUUUCUCUCUCUGAAACAUGAAGUACACUCUGCGAAUUUUCUAUUUUUUCAUGUUUGAUGCUGUUAAAUCGAAUAAGGGGGGGAAUGAAGGUUUUAUGGUCAUAUUUGAAGGGGGUUGGACUAGAUGACCUUUGGUAGUCCCUUCCAACUCUACAAUGCCAUGGCUUAUGGUUCUAUGAUAUUUUGGGGGAGAGGUAAGACUAGUGUUUAUUUUUCUGUAAGAGGCCUAGUUUGGUCAGAAUCAAGUAUAAACUUCCAGAGUUAAUGAAAAAUACAUUGUCUUUGUUAAAUGAGCCACCAUAGCCGCUAGAGGGCCAUGGAAAUUUGUGUCCCAGGCUUUUUAGACUUGUCUACCCAUGUACUAUCUGGAACCAAAGUGGCACAUUGGUUGCCAGAUGUGAAAUAUUUUGGCAUUAUUUUCAGCUCUCCCACUCCACCAAUUACCGUAUUUUUCGCCCUAUAAGACGCACUUUUCCCCCUCCAAAAAUGAAGGGGAAAUGCGUGUGCGUCCUAUGGGGCGAAUGCAGGCUUUCGCUGCAGCCUGGAGAGCAAGAGGGGUCGGUGUGCACCGACCCCUCUCGCUCUCCAGGCUUCAGGAAGCUAUCCGCAAGCCUGAAGCCCGAAACCUGGGGAGCGCAGCGGGGCGCACCCCGGGCUUCGGGCAGCUCUCUGCAAGCCUUCGGAGCACAGCACGACUUGCCGCCGGGCUCCCAAGGCUUGUGGACAGCAAGCUCCACAAGCUCUGGGAGCGAUGGCGAGGUUGCGCAACCUCGCCGUCGCUCCCGGACCCCCAGCCCCGAGGCUAAAAAGGAAGCCAGGACAGCGAGCGGGAUCCAUCCCGCUCGCUGUCAUGGCUUCUUUGCUCUUUGGGGCACUGGGGGGCGGGGAAAUAUAUAUUUUUUCUUUAUUCCCCCCCCCCAAAAAAUAAGUGCGCCCUAUGGGCCGGUGCGCCCUAUAGGGUGAAAAAUACGGUAGUUAGGAGGGCCCGUCACUUAGUUGUAGUUCUUGCAGCCCAGCUCAUUCUUUUGGGAUGCUGAUGAGGACAUUUGAGUGGCUAGUUAAGGUCACUGUCUUACAAAGAAACCUCCCUGUUUAGUUCAACAACCUCUUCUUUAUGAUUGUAACCCUCACUUGGGUACAGAACCCCAAGAAUUGGAAGGGACUCAUGGCAUCAUCCAGACUGACACCCCCCCCAAAAAAAUCCAGAAAAAUAUUUAAUUGAAAAUACAUGUGAUUGGGAUGUUUUCUUUCUUUUCUCAAGGGGUGGGGGAUGGUAGAGAAAUGCUGACUGCUCCAGCAUUACUUAGUUCCAAUGGCUGCUAAAUUUGACAGCCACUGCAGUUUGCAAAACACUUUCCUUAGUGGCAGCCCUCCAGGGCAAGGACACCCUCAACUUCCCCAUCUUGAGCAGCUGUGUUGCUAUCCUUGAAGAAAAGUCUGUGCGGGGUGGGUGGGUUGCAUUGCAUACGGAGAACAAGAUCUGAGAGUGACUCAGCUGUGCAAAAGCACAUGCAUCAUUUUUUCAUUAUAUCAGCAGCGCUGGCUCCAGAGCUCUGAUAGCCUUUGCGCAAAGCAUCGCCACUGCACGCUUUUAACCUGGAAAGUGUGUCUAUUUCAUGCCGACACCAUGCCUUGCAAAGUGAGAAGGGUAGUCCUGUGGUGUGGUGCCCAGUGAAAGACUUUCUUGGUCCUGGGUGCCUUGAAAACACCUGAAUCUGGCAUCUGUUAGAGCCAGCCUUGCUCCUCAGAUUGCGAUGACUUACAAUUAUAGAAUUGUAGAGUUUGAGGGGAUCCUGAGAGUCAUCUAGUCAGGAAUCUCAACUAAAGAAUGCAUGUCAGAUGGUCACUAAACCCUCUGCUUAAAAACUUCCAAUGAAGGAGUGUCCACCACCUUCUGAGGGUGUCUGUUCCACAGUCAAACAGCUCUCACGGUAAGAAAGUUCUUCUUGUUUAGUCAGAAUCUCCUUUCUUGUAACUUGAAUCUAUUGGUUUGUGUCCUACCCUCCAGAACAAGAAGAAACCUUCCUCCACCUUCCUUUUGACAGCUAUUUAGAUAUUUGAAGAUGGCUAUCAUAUCUUCUCUCAGUGUCUUCUUUUCCAGGCAAAACAUACCCAAUUCCCUCUACUGUUCCUCAUAAAGCUUCAUUUCCUUGAUUAUUGCAAUGUGGUCUCAUAUUUUGACUUGAGUUCUGCAUACACCCUUCAAUCCUUUUGGGUCUGUUUUCUGUUAAAGGAAUGAACAUUAAGCAGUAUGGACCAAAUAAAAAAAAGUCCAAAGUUGUGGUUUAAGAACAUCAGAAGAGCCUGGCUGCUGUAUGAGACCAAAUUGCAAUCUAGUUCAGUAUUAGGGUUGUCAAGCCAGCAGUAUCCUAGACCUGAGAUUUCAGGGCCAAAACCUGAGACCUAGGGACAGUCGCUGGUGGUGUCAUGGGGGAAGUCCCUGGAGACAGAUUAAUUGGGAGAGGAGAGCAGAGGGGGACUAGGCUGCAGCUUGUAAGUUGCAUACUGAGUCUUUAUUAUUAUUAUUAUUAUUAUUAUUAUUACUACACUGGAUGCUUGGGUUGUGAACGUGAUCUGUGCAGGAUGCAGGUUCGCACCCGCAGCGUUCGCAACCCGCGUCUGUGCACGCGUGGGUUGCGAUUUGGCGCUUCUGCGUAUGCGCAAAGCGCAAUUUAGCGCUUCUGUGCAUGUGCGACCGCCGAAACCUGGAAGUAACCCGUUCCGGUACUUCCGGGUUUCGGCGGUCCGUAACCCAAAAAAAUGCAACCUGAAGCGUCUGUAAACCAAGGUAUGACUGUAUUAUUAUUAUUAAAGGCAAUCUUGCACACCUGGGAAUCCAAGCCCUCCUCCUGGAGGGGACCAGGCAAACCUGGAGACUAAGUCAGCCAUGGAGGUCUGGCAACCCUAUAUAGUAUCCAGUUGUCACAGUAGCCAACCAGAAUAUCUAUGGCAUGAAUGGAGCAGCCCUUCUCUCACUUGUGACUUUUGCUUUGGGAACCUUGAUAGCCUGGAGAAGUUUAUCGUGCUGCAAAAGUUGCAGCUUUUCGUGCUGCAAAACCAAAAAGUCCCCCAAUUCUGAGUUCAAAGGACAGUGUGCAGAACUAGCGUAUUUUCUCACCCACCCACCCCCACAAGAAGCAGGAGGGUUAUUAAUCCAAGAUGGCACUAGGUUUGUCUCUAACAAUUCUAACCAUCUAGAUGCUUUCAGGCUGUGACCUUUGGUUGUUCUAUAAAUAUGACCCUGCAAGAAUGUAUAUAAUAACAAGAUGGAAACAGCUUCAAUUGUUGUUUUGAAAGAUUGUGCCAGCAAAAAACAUUUGCCAUAUCAUGUCCCUUUCAGGAGGUCAGCUGCCAGAUUGUUAUUGAGAACUGGCCUUGAUUUUUUAAAGUAAGGUUCCGGAUAAGCCUAGGAGGUUACAGGACAAUUACUCUGGUCCCCCCCCGUCCUGCCAACCCAAUAAUUGGCCAAGUCAGAUGCAUGAGUGAAAACUAGCUACAACUUUACUGACAGACAUACCCCCACCCGGCGGGGGCCUGGGGGCCUGGCAUAAUGUUGAAUUUGGUUCUGUUGACCAAAAGGAUUUCCAGCCCAAGUCUGACCAUCCCAAUUCCUCCACAAGAGGAAAGAAGUGGCUGGUCCUUUUAAAGGUUCUACCACCCUGCCCAUUUGCAAGCUGUGAAAGAUGCUUGGGCCCCAAGAUCUCAUGAGAAGUGUCUUCUUUUGCUGUGGCAUCUACCACACUGCCCAGCAAACCAAUCUGACAGCUUAGCUGGGCCAAGAGUUAAUGCAAGAACACAAGAGUCAGAGAGGAAGGUUGUAGUGAAGAAGCUACCAGGUUAAGACAGAAGCUUUCGAGCACAUAAGAACUGCAGAAGAGUCCUGCUGAAUCAGGCCAAUGGCCCAUCUAGUCCUAUGUCCUGUCUUCACAUUUGCCGAUCAGAUGCCCCUAUGGGAAACCCAAAAGCAGGACUUGAGCGUAAUUUAUGGAAACUGGCAUUCAGAAGCAUUGCUGCCCUCCUGCUGUGGAGGGCCGAGCAAAGCCAUCCUGGCUAGUAGCCACCCACAGCCCUCUCCUCCUCCAUGAAUUUGUCUAACCAACUUUGCCUUUCUGAGAGGGGAUGUGAACGGAUUGGUUAAUAUAAGCAUUUUAUAUGCAUUAAUAAUAAUAAUAAUAAUAAUAAUAAUAAUAAUAAUAAUAAAUUAUAUUUAUACCCCGCCCUCCCCAGCCAAAGCCGGGCUCAGGGUGGCUAACAACCAAUAAUAAAAACGACUUGAAUGAAUACAACUUAAAAACAAGAUUAAAAUACAACAUUAAAACAUUAAAACAAUUAAAAUACAGCCUCAUCACAGAAGGAGAAAGGAAAAAGAAAGGAGGGGGGAAUCAAAUUGACUCCAAGCCAAAGGCUGUCUUACAGGCCCCGCGGAAAGAAAUCAGAUCCUGCAGGGCCCUGGUCUCAUGAGGCAGAGUGUUCCACCAGGCCGGAGCCAGUGUUGAAAAGGCCCUGGCUCUGGUUGAGGCUAAUCUAACUUCCUUAGGGCCCGGGACCACUAGGGUGUUGCUAUUUAUGGACCUUGAGGCUCUCCGUGGGGCAUACUGGGAGAGGCGGUCUCGUAGGUACGAGGGUCCUAGGCCAUGAAGGGCUUUAAAGGUCAAAACCAGCACCUUAAAUCUGACCCUGUACUCCACCGGGAGCCAGUGCAGCUGGAAAAGCACUGGGUGAAUAUGCUCCCAGGACAGAGACCCCGUGAGGAGCCUCGCUGCAGCAUUCUGCACCCGCUGGAGUUUCUGGGACAGCUUCAAGGGCAGCCCUGAGUAGAGCAAAUUAUAGUAGUCAAGCCUGGAGGUGACUGCCACAUGGAUCACUGUGGCCAGGUCAGGGUGGGAAAGGUAAGGGACCAACUGCUUGAUGCGGCGAAGGUGGCAAAAUGUCGCCUUGGCUGUUGCUGUAACCUGUGCCUCCAUAGCAUUUCUGUCAGAGAAAGUAUAGGUCUAUUCUAUUUUAAGGGUUCCCAAAAUUAAGAAAGGCUCUCAGGUUGGAUGUGUUGAUAUACAAAGCCCUAAACAACCUUGGCCCAGUGUACCUUAAAGACCACCUGAGCCUUUAUAUCCCAGUUAGUCAGAGCUUAUCUGGAAGAGGACUGUUACUUGUCCCCACACCAGGGUUACUGUCCCCACACCAGAGAUUUGGAAGACAUCCUCAAUGUUGACUUUCAGGCAUCUCUUGGAUGCCUGACAACAGGACUUUGUAGCUGCUUAAUUUUUCGAUUUUUUAUUAGCCACUCACUUUGUUUUUAAUGGUGUUUUUUGCUUUAAUGCUGCACACUGUGCUGAUAUUUUCUGUUCACCCACUAUGAACAGAGUAUGGAAGGAUUCCCUGGGUGGCUGUUCACACCUCUGAAAUACUACAUAGGACAAAGGGUAGUACAUAAAUGUUUCUAAAUAACAAAGGCCACAUCUGCACCAGACAUUUAAAACACUUUAGACCAUUUUAACAGUAGUAUAAGAGAACAUGGCUUCCCAGAAAGCAUUCUGGGAGCUGUAGUUUGUUAAGGGUGCUGGGAGUUGUUAUGAAGCCCCUAUUUCCCUCCCAGAACUAUAGUUCCCAGAGUGCUUUAACAGCCAAUCCCUCUUCUCAGGGAGAUCUGGGAACUAUAGUUCUUGCAGGGGGAGUAGGAGUCUUCUCACAACUCUCAGCGCCCUGAGCAAACUACAGUUCCCAGGAUCAUUGGGAGGAAGCCAUGAGUGUUUAAAAGUGGUGUCAUAAAGCUUUAAAUGUGUGGGGCAGAUGUGGCCUCUGAAAGACAUCAGCUGAUCCAGGCUGCACCUAUAAAUACCCACCAUGAUUCUCGCCCGCCCCUUCAACUCCCUUUCUGAACCUGACACUCAACAGGCCUGCUCCAUUGUAUCAGCAGAAGGCCUCAGACCUGACAGUGGCACUAUGAUGCCCUCAGAGGUCACAGAACCAUUUCACAAAGCAGAAAACAUAGGCAGGCAGACAUAAAAAGGCAGGCAGACACAGCAUGUCCUCACACUCCCCAGCCCCUAGUCUGCAUCCUCUGUUUCUCUUCCCUGCUCCCCAACUACCUACCUACCGUAUUUUUCGCUCUAUAAGACGCACCCGACCAUAAGACGCACCUAGUUUUUAGAGGAGGAAAACAAGAAAAAAAAACUCUCCCUCUCUGCAGAGCGCGUCUUCAGCAAAGUGGGAGGAGAAAUGGAAGGGGCUCCGUUUCUCCUCCCGCUUCAUUGAAGGGGCGCUGCGCAGCUCUCCCUCUCUGCGCAGUGCCAUUUGCUCCAUAAGACGCACACACAUUUCCCCUUACUUUUUAGGAGGAAAAAAGUGUGUCUUAUGGAGCGAAAAAUAUGGUACUUUUCUUCAGUUGCAGGGGUCGACAAGGUUUACCUCACCUAAGCCGGUUCACUCCAAUGGAGAUCCCUCUGUGGGCCAGAUCGCGCACUCACGGCCGCGAUUUCCAGCAUCUGCGCAGACAUGAUUUCCAGUGUCUGCGUCUGCAUAGACGCAAUUUUCGGCAUCUGAGCAUGCGCAGACACGAUUUCUGGCACUACGGAAGUGAGUCCCCGCACCGUGCUGCGUCAGUUUAGCGCAACGCACAGGGACUCGCCGAACAGGAGGCUCGGUUUGGGGGUGGCUUGGGGGCCAGUUAAACGACUCCCGUGGGCCGCUUGUGGCCCAUGGGCCUUAGGUUGCCUACCCCUGAAUUAAGGCCACAUCCACCCUAUGUGUUUAAAACAUUAUAAUCCCACUAAAAUUAUCACUUAAAUGUUUGCUGCCUUGGGCUCCAUGGGGUGGAUAUAAAUCAUAACACUUAAAAAUAAAUCAAUUAAAUGUGUUCAGUUUCUAUGGAACUGACAAGGCUUUUUGUGCUUGAAUUUUUAGUUCUAAAUGUGCAGUUCAGGUGUCGAAGUCUCUCAGCCCAUUUAGGGUUACCCUGAAACUUGCAAACUUAGCAAAUAUACAUAAAAUGUGAGCAGAAGGAGAGGAUGCAAAAAAUGGAGAGGCGGGGGGGAGAAGUGUGUGUUGGAAAAAAACAUCUGAUUUUAAAACAAAGUUCUUUCUAAAGGUCAUGCAGAAAUCGAGACAUAACUAUUACAAGGUUCUUCCAAAUAAACCCUUGCGCCUGCAAACAAGUGCAUUUUUUUCUUCCAUUCAUUGCAAAGGUGAUGAUACUGCUUUCCCUUGUUUUUUAAUUAUAAUCAACCAGCUUACUCCAAUAAUGUCCUUGAUGUAUUCAGCCAAUUGGAAAAUGCCCCUCCUUUCUUUUCCUUUUUGAACAGAAAAGGGGGGACGAAGGUACCCUGGCAAUGGUAUAAAAAUCUGUGAUACACUGAUGCAGUUGUCCGGUUCGUAGGGAGCAGAGAGAGGGAAGUUUUGUUCACUGCACCCUUGAAAGAUUCAGUUCCUUACUAGUCAGCACAGAGUGAGGAGCAGUCAGAGUAAUCAGUCUCUGGCAAUCAUGGCCAAGGUAGCUUGGCUGUGGUUUCUGCUGCUUUCACCCACUAUCCAUGGAAAAGGUAAGUCCUUUCAGGAUGAAAUUUUAAUAUUGUUUAAAUGAGAUGUACAAUACUUCGUUCUUCAGAACUCAUAAGAGUAACAAUCAGGGCUGCAAUGUUUCAUUUUUUAGAUUGAAACUUUUAAAGGUUUUUAACUUUUUAUGCUUUUAAUGUAUAGUUUCAUGGCUUUAUUGCUGUAAGCUGCUUUGAUUUUUUUAUGAUGCAGAAAUAUACUCAGGCUUUUUAAAAUAUAAAUAAACCAAUAAGCUAAAUAAUGUGCCACACAAUUAACCAGUGGCAGACUUUUAAAAAAUAUUAUCUUUAAUACACAGAGAUGAGUGAAGCUGCCACUUUUGCAUUUCCAUGUCAAUUUGUAAUUCCCCCCCCCUUCAAAUCCACAUGAAAAUUAAUCAGCAUUUCAGUGAGAAUUUAUCCUAAUAUAUACAUGUUUGUGUGCAUUUAUAUACAUUUCUGUGCACAUCUUACCACAGCAUAUGCAGUUCUGUUUGCAUUACUUGGAUGGAGAACUGCAGGGUUCAGAGAAGUGUGGAUUUAAAAGGAUGGCUGUAUUUUGAUUAACAUAUUGUUUCAGAAAGUUAGGGAGGUUUGCCUUUAACUGAGGACUGAAUCCGAUCUCUCCGGCUUCACUAUUAAUGCAACAACUCAUUAUAAAAGCAGCCUUGAGACAUUUAUCCUUCCACUUUGGAAUGUUUCUUCUUAACUGAUGCCUCCCGCUACGGCAACCUGUGUCUCAUCUGUAAAGUUGUUGCUUGGAUUCAGAACUAGGCAUGGAUUGGAAGACAGUAAAGCCGUCUUCCGCAGAUUGUGUGUUGCAACUGAAAUGUGUGGUGUUGCUCUGUUGCAUUGUUGUGAGGAAGAGGCAGAAAAUUUCACUGUUUGCUUAAUCACUCCUGGCUAUAUAUUAUGGCUUUGAUUAAAUUACACAAAACAAGAAAACUUCCAAAGAAGUUGUAGAACAUUUUGUAUGCUUCUUUUCUGUAAAUCUGCCUAGGCACUUAAGUGACUGCAAUUGAUCUGAUGGUUUUAUGCCACUCUACAUUUGCUGUACCUUUAAAAUUUUGCAAGGCUUUUCAUCCUUUUAAUUCUGUCCUCUCAUUCACAUUUACUACAUAAGCCAAAUGUCAUUCUUUGAUAUGUUUAAGAAAGAAGUAUGAAGUGUUUAGCAUGUCAUGGGGGCUUGAACAGGUGGAUGGAACAGGUGUGGUUUUCAAAAUGUAGCAGAUGCCGUAAUCUUGCAUAAUCUUAGCUUCGUGCCAAAUUACUUAUGAUGUUGUUUUCUGGCAUUGUUUUUAUAGAAAUGUAUUUCUUAGUUGCUUUGAGCUCAACAUUUGUUGCCGGAAAAGCAGAGUUUAAAUAUUAAAUUAAUUACUCGGAAUCAGAGGCAGUAGUGCUGUUGCACCCCAGGUCCUUCUUGUGGGCUUCCCAUUGAGGCAUUUAGCUGGGCAUUAUGAUAAUGUGAUGCUGGACUAGAUGGGCCCAUGGCCUGAUCCAGCUCUUGUUGUGUACUUAUGGUAAAUAAGCCUUGUGCAAGACCUCUGUAUUUAUUUAAUUUUAAAAGGUAACUGAACCUCUCGUCUUGCGUCUUUGGUUUCAUAAGUGUUCUGGUUGUUAGUUGCCUAUUACCUUCUCCGGCAGGUGGCUUCAGAGGUCAGUUGGUGUCUCUUUAUGCAAGGAGGUGUCUGUUAUUAGCUCUUUAUGCCUGUCUACAAGCCACAAAUGGCUACGUGCUAACUUCAUUGUCAGAGGCAGGUUCUGCUUGUGGGCCUCCUGCUUGUGAGCCUUGUGUGCAAAAGAUGGCAGGUUCAGCCCUUAAUAGGGCUCGGAAAGGCACCUGUAUGAAAAACCCCCCAACCCCCAGUUUUCUUUCAAGAGAGAAGUGCUUGCAUGAGCUUUACAACCCAGGUUGGGGGGGGGUUACUGCUGUUUAUGGUAAGCACUGUUAAGAAAAUGCCUGGGAAGAGGGCACUUUGGCGCUAUUUUCUCUCUCUGACAGGGCCAGCAUGAGCAUAGCCAGGAUUUAUGUUGGGGGGGGGAGGCCUCAGUUAAGUAUUUUUAUUGAUUUACUUGAUUUGGGGGGCCAAGCUAUUUGCCCACGCUCAUGUGGGGGGGGGCGAGCCUCAGUUAAGCAUUUUUAUUGAUUUACUUGAUUUGGGGGGGCAGCCCACUUGGCUAUGCUCAUGUUGCGGGCGAGCCUCAGUUAAGCAUUUUUAUUGAUUUACUUGAUUUGGGGGCGCAAGCUCCUUGGCCACGCUCAUGUUGGGGGGGGAGCCUCAGUUAAGCAUUUUUAUUGAUUUACUUGAUUUGGGGGGGCAAGCUCCUUGGCCACGCUCAUGUUGGGGGGGGAGCCUCAGUUAAGUGUUUUUAUUGAUUUACUUGAUUUGGGGGGGCAGCCCCCUUGGCAACGCUCAUGUUGCGGGCGAGCCUCAGUUAAGUAUUUUUAUUGAUUUACUUGAUUUGGGGGGGGCAAGCUAUUUGCCCACGCUCAUGUUGGGGGGGGAGCCUCAGUUAAGUAUUUUUAUUGAUUUACUUGAUUUGGGGGGGCAAGCUCCUUGGCCACGCUCAUGUUGGGGGGGGAGCCUCAGUUAAGCAUUUUUAUUGAUUUACUUGAUUUGGGGGGGGCAAGCUAUUUGCCCACGCUCAUGUUGGGGGGGGAGCCUCAGUUAAGUAUUUUUAUUGAUUUACUUGAUUUGGGGGGGGCAAGCUAUUUGCCCACGCUCAUGUUGGGGGGGGAGCCUCAGUUAAGUAUUUUUAUUGAUUUACUUGAUUUGGGGGGGGCAAGCAAUUUGCCCACGCUCAUGUUGGGGGGGGAGCCUCAGUUAAGUAUUUUUAUUGAUUUACUUGAUUUGGGGGGGGCAAGCUAUUUGCCCACGCUCAUGUUGGGGGGGGAGCCUCAGUUAAGUAUUUUUAUUGAUUUACUUGAUUUGGGGGGGGCAAGCUAUUUGCCCACGCUCAUGUUGGGGGGGGGAGCCACAGUUAAGAAUUUUUAUUGAUUUAAUGGAUGUGGGGGCAAGCUAUUUGCCCACGCUCAUGUUGGGGGAGCCUCAGUUAAGUAUUUUUAUUGAUUUACUUGAUUUGGGCCUUGGCCACGCUCAUGUUGGGGGGGGGAGCCUCAGUUAAGCAUUUUUAUUGAUUUACUUGAUUUGGGGGGGGCAAGCUAUUUGCCCACGCUCAUGUUGGGGGGGGGGGAGCCUCAGUUAAGUGAUGUUAUUGAUUUACGUGAUUUGGGGGCAAGCUCCUUGGCCACGCUCAUGUUGGGGGAGCCUCAGUUAAGUGUUUUUAUUGAUUUACUUGAUUUGGGGGGGCAGCCCCCUUGGCCACGCUCAUGUUGGGGGGGGAGCCUCAGUUAAGUAUUUUUAUUGAUUUACUUGAUUUGGGGGGGCAAGCUCCUUGGCCACGCUCAUGUUGGGGGGGGGAGCCUCAGUUAAGUGUUUUUAUUGAUUUACUUGAUUUGGGGGGGCAGCCCCCUUGGCCACGCUCAUGUUGGGGGGGGAGCCUCAGUUAAGUAUUUUUAUUGAUUUACUUGAUUUGGGGGGGCAGCCCCCUUGGCCACGCCCAUGCGGGCUAAUGCUCUGAUCUGGUAGACAAUAUUGUUACUGGCCCCCCAUUCUCCGAGCAGCGAGAGCCUCCAGGGGUUCCUGUGCUUACCCAGGUUUAGUUUCCUUGGAAUGAAGGCCAGCGGAGACUGUGAUGUCUUUAGGAUAUAUAGGUUUAUUUACAUGUGUAUUACAGGUACAGCGUGAGCAAAAGAUGAAAGCACUUACCGCAUUAAUGCUGCAGCAGAUCUGGUAUUAGGUUUCCAAAGAAGCCUCAAGUCACAGUUUUGGAUCCAACACCGAACAACACAUGUCUCUAUGUCUGAGGCUUCCUAAAUCAACGACGGCUCACACACAGCCCCACAAUAGGAUGUUGUUCUUCAUCCUAGGAUGACAGUGGUAUCCAGCAGAGGAAAAGGCCCACUCAUUUGUCUGUGUGUGUUUAAAUAAAUAAACAAACAAAUAAAUAAAAUUGAUUUGCUGGACCAGAUUCUUCAAUUCACUUUAAUUGCACUGGCCUAAAUUUCUGGCAGGACACAGGUGGCGCUAUGGGUUAAACCACAGAGCCUAGGACUUGCUGAUCAGAAGGUCGGCGGUUCGAAUCCCCGCGACGGGGUGAGCUCCCAUUGCUCGGUCCCUGCUCCUGCCAACCUAGCAGUUCAAAAGCACGUACCGCUCUGGCGGGAAGGUAAACGGCAUUUCCGUGUGCUGUUCUGGUUCUCCAGAAGCAACUUAGUCAUGCUGGCUACAUGACCCAGAAGCUGUACGCUGGCUCCUCGGCCAAUAAAGCGAGAUGAGUGCCGCAACCCCAGAGUCAGCCACGACUGGACCUAAUGGUCAGGGGUCCCUUUACUUUUACAAAUUUCUGGCAUAUCAAUCAAUCGGUCCUGUGAAAUAAUAUAAUAACCUUCUGUUUAUCUUGCUGCUCCCCUAGUUGUUCUGGAUUUGACUGGCCCACAUGAGACCCAUGGCACUUGGAGGGCUUCGGUCACUUUGCCAUGUUUGUAUGACCCAUCUCCUGACUUCCUGGAACAAAGUGUUGUUUGGAGGCAGCGGGAUCAUCACAAUAGAGCCAUCUUUCACCGGGAUAAUGACUCAGGGGACCAAACACCUGUGGCACAUUUCAGAGACCGACUCACCGUUCCUAAGCAACCCCUGGGAGAUGUCUCCCUCCUGAUCCACGAUCUUGACAUGGCAGAUAGAGGGCGAUAUGGCUGUGAAGUUACCUUCCUGACCAAAAACAAUACCAGGGUAACAAUAUCAAGGAUCAUCAUACUGAAGGUUAAAAAAGGUAACCUGCAUUAAUAUGCUGAGAAGGCUGCAUGGUUAAAAAUGCAAUAUAUAUGUGUAUAUAUAUAUAUUUAAGUUGCAUAGUAUCAUUUUCUAUUUUGUUUAUUCAGAGAAUGUAUGGUUUGCUUUUUAUUAAAGAUUCUCAAGCAGGAUUUUAAAAAUGUGAAGAAAGAAGAAAAUAUAGCUUUGCUUUCACCAUUCAGGUGCUCAGCUGCUUCUUUGCAAGGUGCCUUGGUGACAGAUGGGACUGGCUUUAAAAGAGGAUUAGGCAAAUUCAGGGGGGAGAGGGCUAUCAGUGGCUACUAGCUACAAUGCUCAGCUCUGCCUUCUCAGUUGGAGGCAGCAGUGCUUCUUUCUGAUAACCAGUUGCUGGGAACCACAGGAGGGGUGAGUACUGUUGUGCUUGGACCCUACUUGCAGGUUUCUCAGAAGAGGCAUCUGUUUGGCCACUGUGAGAACAGGAUGCUGGACUAGAUGGGCCUAAUCCAGAAGGGUUCUUCUUAUGUUCUAAAUGGAGGGAGGGGACAGGUCCCCAAGCUUUUUAUCAAUUGUGAAAAGAGGUAGAACCUUGAGGAUCACAUUCUCCUUGAACCUUACAAUUCCAAAGUAUCUUCAGUCAUCUUCCUUUACUUUCCUCGCAUUCUGUGUCUGCUUAGAGCUGUGCAAGCACCAAAUUUGCUGCAGGUGUUUGAUAAGUAUGUUUUGCUUCCCAGUUCCAGUGGCCAAGCCUGUCAUUAAGGCCACCAACAAUGAUGAGACAAGCUUGCCUGGUGUGAUGAGGUUCAACCUGUCGUGCUUGACCAGCGGCUCUCCGCCCAUCACUUACCGCUGGUUCAAACAAGUGGAAGGAAGCAAUGCAACCCUUGUGGGCAAGGAAGCCGUACUUGCCUUUGACCGGCUGGAGGCAUCAGAUGCUGGCAGAUACUACUGUGAAGUUGAAAACAGGGUCAACAAGCAGAUCCAGCAGAGUAGAGCUAUUCGGAUAAACGUGCAAAGUAAGAGCAUCCAACAACCUCUGCUAUGCAAAGAUCCACAAUGUAGCUCCAGAGUGAUUUAGUUUUAGGAAACCCAGUUCAUUCAUUUAUUCAAAUAAUAAUAAUAUUUAAUUAAAAAUGCAGUAAAAUGGCUACAUACAAAUUCAAGAAAACCCGAAUACAGCACAAAGCAAUACAUAGUGUAACAAUAGCCUCUCCAAAGCAGCUAACCCGCCCCCCCCCCCCCAAUUUAUAACAAUCAGUUUUGUCCAGGCUUGGCCUCUGUGUUAAGAGCUCCAGUAUCUGAAAUUCUUUGCAUGAAAUAGAUAGAUUUUAUUCUAUUUUAUUUGACAAAUUUAUAAACUACAUUUUAAAAACAUACCAGAGCAGUGUACAAUAAUCAAAACCACAGUACACAAUAAAACAAUGUGUUCUGCUCCUUAGUUUCCCUUAGGCAUUUGGCUGGCCACUGUGAAAACAGGGUGCUGAACUAGAUGGGCCAUUGGCCUGAUUCAGCAGACUCUUCUUACGUUCUUACUUUCUUAACAUAAAAUUCAGUUCAGAAAGAUCAAUAAGGCAGAAGGCUACAAUCCUGUAUCUAAAAAACAAAGGACAAGUGUGAAUUGGGAGCCCACAGCAUUUUAACUCUUACCUGCCCAUUAAGUUCCUAGGGAAGCCCCAAGUCACAGCUUUGGGUCUUGCGUACAGCAGACACAUCCCUGCUUCUGCAGCUUCCAAGAUCAGCCAAAACUCUCUCUCACACAGAGUUCCCCAUCUUUGAUUGAUAUGGCAUCCCACCAGGUGAUGUGGAAAAAAGCCUACCCACUUGUCUCUAUGGCAGCCUCCUACAACAUGUAAAUGGCAGUACUUAACUGACCAGCCAAGGCCAUUACCUUAACAGAAAGACUAGUUUGAUGGGUUCAGCAGGUUUCCUGUCCUAGAUUUGCACUCUACACAUACACAGGAUUGCAGGUUUGGAAGGGACCCACAGGUAUCAUCCGGACUGACCCCACCCCACCCCCCAAAAAACAACCCUUUGCAGUAUGUUAGCUGCCCUGUAAAACACCAGUUACAUUGAUGGUGCAAGAUACAUAUUAGAAGGAAUAAAAGCUGUGGAAUACCAACAGUUAUUAAGCACUAUCAGUGCAUCUAGUGAUUAUCAGAAUCUUACAUGCAAAAAAGAACUGAUCUGUUCUUCAGAAAAGGAGAGGGAUGGAGAGAGAAAAAUGCAUUCUUGCUUUUGCUUGCAGGUUCUGCAGUGCCAUCUACUUUGGGGCCUAGCACUGAGUUCGCAAUGAGCACCACAGCUGUGGCAGGUAAGCUGUCGCCAAAUGAUAGGCUGUUCAGUUUUGAGUUGUGGGUGGGAAAUGCAUGGGUGAUUGAGGUGGGGUCGCCUGCUCCUCUGCCUGGCCUUCAACUGCUACAGCAGGCAGCAUUUGCGGAAUGCCCCCAGUUGUCCUUCUCCUGCUUUUGUCCGCUGUCCCCCCCCCCCCUUGUUGAAGGCAUCCUCUAGUUGUCCACGUGGUCGUGGAUGGAGGGGAAAUAGAAAUAGAAGGACUCCUUCACCCUGCAGCCUCAAAAAGUGACCCUGUAAACUCAACUCGUCUCUAGUUGUGUAUCAAGUGUGAGGAGGCGGAAGCCCAAUCUAGACAGCAAAGGGGUGUAGGGAUGAGGGAUGCCAAAACCUUCCCAGUGCCUUGCAAUGCCACACCACAGCACUUCCCAGGGCAUGGUUUUCUCCCAGCUGAGUCCUGCCGAGAGAACAGUGGCCCUGGGGGACAAGAGUGCAUGUGGGGAAGGCACAGUAUGGGGACGUAUCUCUAAUAUUCUCACAGAUGCCACCAGCACGGCUUGGAUGGUGUUCGGAGGAAGAACUACAUCUGGCAGCUUCAACUCAAGAGAGCUCACCGUGGCAAAACGUGAGGAACAUUAGUGUGGCCUUCCUGUUAUUUUAGACUGCUGGAGGAGGACAACCUGAAUUCCCGGGGAGGGGAAUGUGCAAUGCGGCAACUCUUUAGGUUUACUGGGAAAGCUCUGGGGUUCACUGCAAAAAAUUCUCUGCUCAGGGGCCUUUCCAGGCAAUGUCAGAAUCCUUCUCAAUGGCUCUAGUCAUCCUUUCCUUCUCUCUGAGUGCCAAGCACCCAGAAGUCUGCUUCUGUCCCUAAGGCUCGUUCGCAAACUAGGAGACUGUGUUGGCAGUGGGGCCUUGGCUCCUCCCCCUGGGUUGGCCCUUGAGCAUAGAUGUACUGAUAAAGUAGCAAGUGACAGGUAAAGUUUACCUCAUUACAGGGGCUAGCAUUUUCAGCUCCAAAAACUAGCCAAGCUGUACAGUACUGUGGGGCUUUCAUUGCCUCUUUAGGACUCAACUUGAGGAAGAGGAUACUCUCACUAGCAGCCAGGAAUGUUUUUCUGCACCCACAGAAGCACAAGCGUCAUUUCCUCCAGAGCAGACACACUGACAUGGGUCGACCUGAAUUAGUCCUGUUCAUACCUUUCAGUGGGUCGUCUCUGAAUAGGGCUAACAUGGAAUACAAAUGUACUAGUAACUGAUGUAUCCCGGCUCAAAGAUGUGUUCCAAAAAAGAUCAGCUUCCUAAGUGGCCUACAUAUACCUUGACUGCUGGUGGGAGUUCCCAGUUUUGAGGAACAUUUGUGCACUGUCAUUUCCAGAGGGAGAGGGAGAAUUUACAUUUUUAUUUCAUUUAGGGCUCAUCCAGACUUAACUUUCAUCCUGCACUUUCUAGGCACAGGUCCAUGGUUUCCUGGUUUGUGUUUGAACAUGUGGGGGGGGUGUUUUUGGUGCCCCACCGCUUUCCACAGGAAAACCCGAUAUUUACUGCUGAAUUGGAGCAAGCAGCUAUUCAGAUUUCCUGCUCCAAUUCGGUGGUAAAGAGCUGAUUUUCAUGGAGAAAGUGCUGGGGCAAAAAGAAGAAGACCCUGUCCGACAUGAGCCUGUUUCUAAAGGUCACCCCAGUUGACACGCCAGCAGAAGUACCCAACAUCUCAACCCUUAAGUCUUUUGUGUAGCUCCAGAGAUGAAAUUCACCCUGUGAAUACACUGGGGUGGGCUGGGAAGUUCUAACAGCUGCUGCAUAGAUUCUCCUCCAGCCUUGCUUCAGUUGCUCUUUGGGUGAAAGCCGGUCACCUUUCUGCUGACGCAGCAUCUUUGCCUUGAUUUGCAGGUCCAGCUACAACUUCAACACCAGCAGCUAUGACAGCGUCUACUACAGGGAAGCCUUUACCAGCGCCAACUGGUAAAGACCGCACUUGAUAGCAAAGUGAGGGAAAAGGAGGAAGUGAAGUUGCCUGUGUGGCAGGCUUGAAGGUGGCAGAAUUCAGGCUGCAAGUUGGAAGUGCCAUUUUUGAAUGCAUCCCCCAUUAGUGGGGGGACAGACUCGCUAAAAGUAUUUUGGUUUUUUUAACCAAACCCCUUACAUACUAGGGAGUACAGGAAAGUUAGGCUCCAACCCUUUGCCUGCCACUUUUCAUGAUACUUUUAACAUGGGAAAGGAUUUAAAAUGUUUUGAUUCCCCUUCAAGGUGAAGUCCUGUGACCUAUUCUCAGAACUAGGGAUUGGGAAGAAUUUAAAUUUAGUUCACAUUUAAAGGAAGUUGUAUCAAAUCCACACUUUUCAAAACAGUGUGAGAACCUAAACAGUGUCACCCUACAAAAUUCACCCUUUUCUGAAUUUUGCGGUGUAGUUUUCCAAGCAGUGUUUACAAAAAUGUAUAUAUUUGGGGAACAUGUGCAUUAAAAUGAACGUAUCAGUAUGAAUAGACAUACAAAUAUGUAAAUCUCAUCCUUUGCUGUGUUGUCCUAGGGUCCAAGAUGUCAACUUUCGCCAUCAUCAUGCUUGUUCUGCUCACCUUUGUUCUCACUGGUAUUCUUACGUGUAUUGUCUGCUACAGAAUACAUGGAACUGGUGAGUGAGUUAGAUUUCACUCAGAAAACAAUGGCUUCUCUGAUUCGACAGAGUGAAAUGAUAUAUGAAGAACUGAAGGGAGGGACUCUGCUGCAUUAGUCCUCAGGACCAGGGUGGGUGAACCAGGGUGAAGGUUUUAGGAACCCUAUCUAUGGGACUAGUGAACUGCAGGUAGUUCUGAGCAUAACUUUGUACAUCCCUCCCGAAGCUACGUGCUUGGUGGAAAAGGACGACCAUGCCAGACAGAAAGAGUGUUUAUAGGCCAUUUUGCCUAAGAGCUGCACCAGUGCCCCCCUGCCACAUACAGAACAACACAGCAGCUGUAUGUGUUUUCCCCUUGUUGGGAUUAGGGUAUAAGCUGCACUUCUGUUGUUCAUCUGAUAUUACUUGUUACAUUUUUAACAAAAGCUGUUUGCAGUUUUGAAAUGAUUGUACUUUUCUGGAGGGACAUUUGCUCAUAAAGUUCUGCUGUUUGUUUUUUGUAUUUCAGGUGACGGCUUUCCAAUUUCAUAGUAAGUGAUUAUCUGAUUAUUUAGGGGUUGUAGAACUGACAUGGCAGCAUAUUGGAAAGAUGAAUAUGAAUAAGUGAAAAGGACCUGAAAUAUAAAUGCUACACUGCAUAUGUGUUGUGGUAGGAGGAGGGUGAAUGAGAAGUAGGUCUCAUCCAGAAUGGCCAGAUUCAGGGCUGAUUAUCCAAAAAGAUGUGGUUAGGGCACUAGCAAAGCAGGGGUACCCAAAAAGUGACCAUUUUGUUUGUGUGUGUGUUUUUGGGAGGGGAAUGACCUUUGAUGUUUUAAAGAAAAAAUAUUGAGGUGGUCAUGGGAAAAAUCAGAACUUUGCUAGUCUUCCUUACACUCUACUCGUACUCUUCUUGAUUUUUCUUUUCUCUUUUUUAUUUUGAACUUAUUUUGAACUACAUAUUGGGGAGAGCACCAUAAUCUUUUCAGUGCUCAGGGCCUCUGGCAGUCCUAAUCCAGCCUCAGCCAGAUGUCACCAGUGGGCUCAGCAGAUCCCCUGCUUUUGCAAAGGACAUAAACUAUUGGAUCAGAUAUUUGGGCUAAAAUCUAGGAACUCUUUAAAACAAGAGUAGACACUUCCAGCAAAUCAGGUCUUGCUCAGUGGCUUGACAAGCUCCCUGAUUCGUGUUUUUUUUUGGCAGUGGCAUAAGUUCCGCUACCACUAGAAAAAUAAAAGUGUGCAAAAUGACAGCAAGAACCACACAACUCCAUACAGCAAGUGAGCCUCCUAUCUCCUUAGAAAACAUGGAUAGAAUAGUGGUAUGUUGUGAGUGGAAAGUGGCCAAAUGUUAAUCUUUGCACUUGUUUAAAAGUUGAAGCAUGGAUUUCAGAAGCAGACUGUGCACAUUGGAAAGGCUGAAACAGGACAUAGGAAGCUGUGCAAAGAGACCAUCUAACUGCAGAAAUGCCAAUCUGUCUUUGAAGUUCCAGCCCUCCAAAGUACUUCGUUUUCUUUCCUUAUGCCUAUUGCAAGCCCUUGGUCUAUUGACCUGAUUCUCACCUUUUCCUUUCUGUUUCAGCUUCUGUAUUACCAGAGGCACAGAUGAAGACAGCGGUGAUGACAACACAGGUGGAAGUGAUGGGGACAACCCACAUGACCUAGGAAGAAACAACAGGUGUGCAUGUUCGUAUGAGUACGAGUUACUGAACGGCAGUGCUGACAACAGCCGCAUCCUGGCACCUAUACUAGGCCUUGAGGAAGAGGCGAUAGAACUCAAGACAGUCAAUAUGUAUGAGGCCCUGGUCAAUGAGUCAGAUUCUGACAUUGAAGUGCUAGAUGCCCGCCUGUGAGGCGCCUUCCUUUUUCUUUUUUGCAUUGAUGAGAGCCAGAGUGGUGUAUUGGUUAAGAGUGGUAGACUUGUAAUCUGGUGAACCGGAUUCAUGUCUCCUCUCCUCCACAUGCAGCUGCUGGGUAACCUUAGGCUAGUCACACUUCUUUGAAGUCUCUCAGCCCCACUUACCUCACAGAGUAUUUGUUGUGAGGGAGGAAGGGAAAGGAGAAUGUUAGCCGCUUUGAGACUCCUUCGGGUAGUGAGAAAGCGGGAUAUCAAAUCCAAACUCUUCUUCUUCUCCUCAACCCAGCCAUCAUCAGGCUAUUUUCCAUAUUGUUUCCAGAGGUAAAAUUGUGCCACCAUUUGGGCAAAGAGGCCAUACAUCUUGACUUUUGCUGACACACCCGGGAUGCAAUAAGAAAACGGACGCGAAUUGAGAAUUAGCAAUUAAAAAAAGCUCAACAACAUUGCACAAAAAUUGGCCAAAGCUCAAAAUUGAUUCAAUUUUUGAAAGAUGGCAACCCUAGUUAAGUAGGGUGGAGUGUGGAUCACAAAAGCAAUGGCUUAUGUUCAAGUGUGCUUCAGGAAUGCAUUGUCAGUUCUCUGCCUCAGAACUGCCCUGUAUAAGGUGGAGGAUAAUCAGAUUUUUUAUAUGCUAGUGGUGGUGGCAGCAGUGGUGGUGGUGGUAGUGGGUGUUGUGUUGUUCUUGUUGUUGUUCUUGUUGUUGUUCUUGUUGUGGUUGUGCUUGUGGUUGUUGUUGUUAUUAUUAAUUUUAUUAGUGAUAUUUUCUUUGCCAAAGCAGCUCAUGUUCAUUUCAUUCAGUAUCGCUGGUCUGGAAGACAAUCAGACUGGUGCCUGUGUUGCUUUUUUAAAGGUUUGUGUCAUUUACAUCAAUGGUCCUCAACCUUGACUCCCUUGACCAACUACAUUCUUUCUGCGGCACCCCUGUGGGGCUCAGGAGCCCACUUAUUUCACCCCUUGCCUGCAGAGCCAGCAGCCUCUCACCCCUCCCUUGUGGAGGGGUCCCUCAACAUCCUCUCCUUUCCCCUCUCCUUGGGAGUCCUCCAGGCAGCCGCUCCUACUGCCUCUAGUCUCUGAGCUGCCCCCGCCCCAAAGAGAGGUGCCACCUCACACUGCCCCACAAGGGCCUGAGAAGAGGAUGCCCCCGGCUUUAGUGGUCCAAUGGAGAUGAACAUGAGACCAGCACCGUACUCACCUUGGGAGGCAGCAAUGGGCGCUGCUUGCCCUCCAUGGCAGAAAGGGCUUCCCUUCAGCCCUGGGCACUCAGCUUCCAGGCAGGCUUCGCACACAGCAAGUACAAGAAAAUCCAGUGCAGCACCUGCCUGAACUGGCUGGCUGGGCUCCCUCGCACACUUGCUUGCUUAUUCAGCUCCUGGCAGCCAGCAUCCCCUGGCCAGCCCCAGAGGCACCAUUCAUCUGGGGAGCUUGUAGCCAGGGCUGCUGCAACAAACAGCUGCACAAGGCUUUGGGAGUCAGAGAUGCGAGAGGGCAUCAGAGGAGGGAGGGAAGGAAAGAGGGACAGAGGCCAGGGUUGCCCGCAGCACCCCUGACCAUCAUUCAAAGCACCCCAGGGUACCACGGCACACUCAUUGAAAAUCAUUGAUCCAAGCUAUUUCAUAAUUCCCCCUUUGCUACACUUGGUGGGUGGGCUGUUCUUCUCUUGCAUUGCCGUCACUUAUAGAUCUUAUAUUGUAAAGAGGCAAUGCAUGAGUUCCACUUGGAGGAGGGAGGAUUACAAUUUUUCUAUCUAUCUAUUUGUGUGACAGAAUGUUGGACUAGGACACUGGAGAGGCCACGGUUAAAAUCCCUACCGGGCCUUGAAGCUCAAAUGGGUGCCACAGGCCAGUCAAAGACCCUCAGCCAAACCUACUUCACAGUACUGUGAGGAUGAAACGGCAUGAGGGUGAAGUGUGUACGUCGUCUUGAGCUCCUCGGAGAAAAUAUAUGUAACAUGAAUGCAGAAAAAAACCCAAAAAAAUAAAUAAAAUUUGUUAAAUUCA
Podarcis lilfordi (Lilford's wall lizard) is the source of this 31477-nucleotide messenger RNA. NCBI's taxonomy places the organism in Eukaryota, Metazoa, Chordata, Lepidosauria, Squamata, Lacertidae. The record is from the annotation of a GenBank genome assembly.